Molecule: messenger RNA, 4673 nt
Organism: Entelurus aequoreus (snake pipefish)
Lineage: Eukaryota; Metazoa; Chordata; Actinopteri; Syngnathiformes; Syngnathidae
Product: G-protein coupled receptor 61-like
Exons: 2
Coding region: 551-1939 (462 amino acids)
Biological process (GO): G protein-coupled receptor signaling pathway
Cellular component (GO): plasma membrane; signaling receptor complex; endosome
Molecular function (GO): G protein-coupled receptor activity
Source: RefSeq, a predicted model, not a curated record
CUUUGGGACCAUGCGGAGACGGCAGUCUGACGGUCCUCCCCUCUUCCCAUCUCUGCAGCCUGUGAACGGAAGUAGGAGGAGAGAGCUGACGGGAGGGGGAGAUGAGAGUGGGCUGCCUGCUAUCUUUUGCAUACACACACACACAUACACACACAUACACACAUUUCCAUCAGCAUCCUUUGGAUGGAAACAUGCCACAGCUGUAGUCAGCCAGGAUGCACAAAGCAAAGAGAGGGCCGGCGGCCGCAGGUACAUGACGGUACAUGGAGCCUCGCCGCUGGGAGAUGCACCACAAUUUCAUCCUCCAUCCAAACCCACAGCAGCAGGAAAUGUUCUCAUUCAGGGACAAUGGUGUUGGAUGGCAGAUAUGAGGAAAUUGUGCAUGAAAACAAUUAUUAAAAAGCUCCAGAACCUCAGGAUAUCCUCGUAACUGCAGGGCAGCUUCUGACCUAAUUUCCCAGCCGCUAUCCUCUGGCCGUACUUCCUGGCAGUGAAGGAUGGGUGAUGGGUCAGUGACGGACCCUGUCUGCCCGCCUCAUCGCACCCUCCAAUGGAGCCAGCGUGGAACUCCAGCCGCCUGCUUGCACCGCUCCCGCCCAACGCAUCUACCUCAACCGUGGCUGUGGGCUGGCCUCCCUCCCAGUGGCUAGCCCUGGUAGCCAUGCUGCUCAUGGAUCUGCUGGCUGUGGUGGGCAACGCGGCCAUCAUGGCAGUCAUCGCCAAGGUGCCGCAGCUUCACAAGUUUGCCUUCGUCUUCCACCUGUGCUUGGUGGACCUGCUGGCGGCCCUGGUGGUUAUGCCCCUAGGCAUGCUCUCCAGCAGAGCCUUCUUAGGGGAGGCGCUGUGCCAGAGUUACCUCUUCCUCAGCGUCUGCCUGGUCAGUGCCGCAAUCCUGUCCAUCUCAGUCAUUAACGUGGAGCGCUAUUAUUACAUCAUCCACCCUAUGCGCUACGAGGUGAAGAUGACCGUGGGCUUGGUAGCGUCGGUGCUGGUGGGGAUAUGGGUCAAAGCCUUGGCCAUGUCCGCUUUGCCGCUGCUAGCUUGGCUCCUGCAAGGUGCAAGAACUCCCCUCCUGGAUGGUAGUGGAGGAGGCGGGGCGGUCCCGUCUCCUGGUCCUAGUCAGGGUCACCGCCGCUGCUCGUUGCACUGGACAGGGGGCGGUUCAAACCGUUUGGCGUUCAUGGUCCUCUUCACACUGCUGUACUUCCUGUGUCCUCUUUUAGUGAUAUUUGUUGUGUACUGCAACAUGUUUAAAGUAGCCCGCGUAGCCGCCAUGCACCACGGGCCUCUACCCACUUGGACGGACACGCCUCGCCGCCAAAGAUCAGAGUCACUUAGCAGUCGUUCUACGAUGGUCACCAGCUCCGGGACUGGGACAGGGAGGGAGACCCCGCAGAGGCCCUUUGGGGGUGGAAAGGCGGCGGUGGUUUUGGCCGCUGUAGGCGGGCAAUUUCUUUGCUGCUGGCUGCCCUACUUUUCUUUUCACUUGUACUCUGCUUUGGCCGCCAGCCCGCCUGCGGCGCUGGCCUCUCUGGAGGAGGCGGUCACCUGGAUCGGGUACUUCUGCUUCACGUCCAACCCUUUUUUCUAUGGCUGUCUCAACAGACAGAUCCGGGAGGAGCUGGGCAAACAUCUGCCUUGCCUGUUUCGUCGAGCCGGGAUGGAGGAGGAGGACAGGCUGGCUAGCCGCGAAGGCUCCAUCGAGGAGAACUUUCUCCAGUUUCUUCAGGGCACUGGCUGCAACAUAGAACCUCAGAACUCGCACAGCACCUCCAGUCCGAAGGGGGAAACGUGCCGGCCAGUCCCUCAGUCCCAAGCGCCUGAUACGGCACAGCCGCUACCGGUUGAUUUCCGCAUACCUGGACAAAUUGCAGAGGAGACGUACGAGUUCAGUGAUACAGAGCCGGCAAAAAACAAUCACAUACGUACUGACGAUUAAAUCUAAUUUAUCAUUGAUGCGAUCAGGGGUAAACACACUGACAACUAUAUACACCGAUUAAACGACCACAUGCACAGUUGAAUGAAAUCCAAUAGGACAGGGGUGUUCACAGUGUGGCCUGGGGCCCAUUGUAUAUAUUAAAGUAAAACACUUCCCGCAAACUGAAAACAUCCAGAAUUCCCCUAGAUUGGCACCUCGGAACCAAAAUAGCCGAUUUCUUACUCUUUGUUCAAGCCUUCAUAAAAUUUAAGUUGCCGGAAUAUAAUAAAAAUAUUAGUAAAGAAUAGACAAAAAAGAUUUAAAGAGGUGACCCUACCCUCUUCAAAUUUUCAGUGGAAAAGUUUAAGACACCCUUGCAACAAGAGUAAAAAUAUGAUAACUGUCUCUGAGCAUGGUGCAGUUACAUCCCCGCUCACCCCUAUAAUAAGCAUACAGUAUAUUUAUUUUAAGGCCCAAGCAGGUUGAUUUUUUGUAUUGUCUCUCAUUAGAGGGGUGCAAGUGUAUCUAAUAUUGAGGCCAGUCUACAGUCGUUGCACUUUGUCUCAUCAAUUUUUGGACAAUCCGUGAAAAUGAGGAUACAAUUACACAGAAGCGUUUGCUACGUAUCGUUAAUACAAUUAAAAAAGGCUGCAUUUUCUCUCAGCUCUGUACAGUAAAUUGACAUUGAUGUUAGUAUUAUUUAUAUUUCCGUUAUAAAACUGAGAGGCUUGUCUCUGAUUAGUAGCGUCAUCUCUGUGAAUUAAGAGCUACUUUGUGUUGACGUGCCGCCUUUUAGGAUAUAUUAUUACUAUGUUGAUUAUUUUGUAAACCAUUCUUUCCUCACUAAUAGAAUUUGGUGGCCGACCGCAAUGUCCAAACACUCCAAACACAUAAAUAAUCAAAAAACUAAAACACGCAAUCAGCAUGAAACAAAUUUAACGGGAAAAUGCUGCAAUGACAAACACUGCUAGAUCCAAAAGCAGCAAGUGUCAAAAACCACACACAAACCCCCAAUAUAACCAUGCAACAGAAAGUCAGGCAUGCUACCAGAAAGUUAAGCAGGCUGCCAGUAGGUUAACCAUGCUAACAGGAAGUUAGGCAGGCUAUCAGGAAGUUAACCAGGUUACCAGGAAGCUAGUCAGACUACCAGGGAGUUAAUCAGGCUAAUACAAAGUUAGCCAGACUAUCAGUAGGUUAACCAGGCUACCAGCAUGUUAGCUGGGCUACCAGAAAGUUAACCAGGCUACCAGGAAGUGAGCCAGACUAUCAGAAAAAGUUAGCCAGGCUCCCAGGAAAUCAACAAUGCUACCAGGAGUUAACAAAGCUAACAAGAAGUUAGCUAGACAACAAUGAGCCUGAAUACCAGGAAGUUGGCUAAACUGCUAUGAAGUCAACCAGUCUACCAGGACAUUAGCCAGACUAUUGAGAAUUGAGACAGACUACCAAGAAGUUAGCCAGGCUAUUAAGAAGUUAGCCAAAUCACAAGGGAGUUAACCAGUCUACCAGGAGUAUACCAGGAAGUUAGCCAGACUAUUGGGAAGUGAGACAGGCUACCAAGGAAUUAGCCAGUCUACCAGGAGUGCCAGAAAUACGGGGAAAUGCGUGUUUAAAUACCUAAGAUGUAAUAUUGUACUGAGCAGAGAGCUCAAGUGCUUCACAAAGUGCAUCUGCGCCAAUGUCUUUAAAGACGGAGAUCCCAAAGGCCUGGCUGACUUCCUGGUAGCGUUGUUAAUUAUCGUCUGGCUAACUUCCUAAUAGCCUUUCUAACUUCCCGGUUGCCUGGCCAAUUGUUGUCUAGCUAACUUCCUGGUAGCCUGGCUAGUUGUUGUCUAGCUAACUUACCGGUAGCCUGGCUAAUAGCCUGGCUAAUUGUUGUGUAGCUUACUUCCUGGUAGAUUUGCUAAUUGUUUUCUAGCUAACUUCCUGUUAGCCUGGUUAAUUGUUGUCUAGCUCACUUCCUGGUCGGCUGUCUAAUUGUUUUCUAGCUAACUUCCUGUAAGCCUGGCUAAUUGCUGUUCUUUUUAGUUUUUGGAUGGUUUGGACUUUGUUACAAGUUUGAUCCUCUCGGCCACCGUAAUGAUGCCUCAUUCUGCAACUCAGUCAGGCAGACAUACUGUAAAUCACACACUUUGUAUCCAUAUUCAUUGCUCUGAUUUACUUUCUCACUGCUACUAUUUGUUUCAUGAUGUUGAGUCCCCUACUGCUAAGGACACAUAUGUUGAGACUCAAUUCUCUCUCGACACAGUAUUUCUUUUUUUAUGUGUUAAAUGACGAGUUUGGUGAAUUUAGGUGUGUGUUUUGUGUGUAUACUGCAAAACCUUUAUUUGCUUUUCAUCUGUGAGUGUUUUGCAUUCGAUUGCAAUGUUUUGUUUGACCUGUCGCUGCCUUCUUUGUGAGAUAAUCACCAUGGAGGAGAAACGUGUUUAGUUUCUUUCCCGUGCUGUCAUACAUCAGGUAUGAUAAAUAUGAUAAGUAUACAUGCAGAGAUGAUCAACAAAAGCAGGUGCUUUAUUAACAUGGAUACAGGGUAAUUAAAACAUGUUGUCGUUUAGGAGCGGAGAAUCGUGUGUGAGUAUAUUGCAUUGUGAAUGAUAUGGAGCGUUUAUAGUAGGUUUUUUUAAUGUAUUGUUUGAAGAGGAAUUAAUUACUUGCACUGUUCUGCAGGAAUCUGAACGUGUGUCGAAAGUGUGCGGAUGGAAGUUGAGUCGGUCAAAGAUAAAGUUGUAAUUAAAGAGUUUCUAUGUUUGUUAAAGAA